AUGGCCCUUCUGGAAGACCAAUAUCAAUAUGAAGCGCUUGUGAAUUCACGCAAGGAGACCCGAGUGCUAUGCUUCGAUUAUCGACCGAACGACUUACCCGAAGUCCUACAAUGCUCGACACAGGUGAUUGCUUUGAGCAAUGCUUCUACGCCAUCCUUCUCUGCAAUCUCGUAUACUUGGGGUGUUCACCGUACCCCCGAAACCUUUAGCCUUGGCGGCCAUCGUGCUUUUGCUCCAGCAAGUGCGCUCAACGCUGUUCGUAGCGUCCUACAGCAUCUCUUUUCAAACCCUAGCCUCUUCAAUCCAGAAGCUACCAGCGGCGCCUGCUCAGAAGUGCGUAUCUGGAUUGAUGCUAUUAGCAUCAACCAGCAAGAUACGAUCGAGCGUGGCGAGCAAGUGUCUCUAAUGCGUGAGAUCUACAGCCGGGCGACGCAGGUUCUUGUCUGGCUCGGUGAGGACGAGAACAAAGUGGCGACUCGAGCAAUUGAGGCCGUGCAGCAGAUCAAGCGGCAUUGUAGACAAGCAACAGCUGAUCUUGUCGAGCUCGACAGCCAUCUGUUCAGGAAGUCCGAAGUGGGAUACACAAGUCUACGAUCAGGGCAAGGUUUGCCUGCUUGUGAUUGGCACGCCGUACGGCAAUCAUUCUCGAUUCGCUGGUUCCAGCGUUUAUGGGUCGUGCAAGAAGUGAUCCUAGAAGCUACGACCUUGUUGUCACUUUUGCGGGCAACCCUCUCUCACAUGACAUCAAGGCGACGAGACGAUGUCGAAAGUACGUUUGCGAGUUGCAUCAUGAUGGGUCGCGAUUCAGGAGGGGCGGCACUUGACAGUAACAUCAAGUUCGUGUCCGACAUCUCAGCCGCUCUCCACCAAUAUAAUGGUGCUUCCUCUGACCCGUCUUUCCCACUGCACGCCGAUGUGAGCGACGUGGUCGACGCCGCAUGCCGGUACAGCCGUAACCGAAGCCUCUUCACAACUAUCGACGGUAUUCUUGGCCUGGGUCCGUUGACCAUGCGGGGGGGCGACAAGGUGUGCAUACUACUUGGAAGUCGCGCACUUGCCAUCUUGCGAGUAAAACAAUCAGUUUGGACUUUUGUUGGUACAGCGUAUCUAUUUGGCGUGACGGAGGGACAAUAUAUACAGCAUUUGAUGAACCAAGGUCAUUUGGAGAAGCGCUUGCAGACCUUCAAGGUUGUCUAG
Molecule: messenger RNA, 1197 nt
Organism: Recurvomyces mirabilis
Lineage: Eukaryota; Fungi; Ascomycota; Dothideomycetes; Mycosphaerellales; Teratosphaeriaceae
Exons: 3
Coding region: 1-1197 (398 amino acids)
Source: RefSeq, a predicted model, not a curated record